CCGACGACCAACUCAAAGUGAGAAAUUUAAACGAGGCGAGAGCUCGUUCGGACAGGUCUCCCGGCGCCACGGCAUCGGCGACCUAUACAUGCCACGGCCCCGGCUCCCUGCCUGACACCAACCUCGAGCGAGCGAGCGGCGAUGAGGUUCUCGGUCUGCGCCGUGGUGGUGCUCGUCGUUCUUGCCGGGCUCCGGCCGCCACAGGCGGCGGUGGCGCAGAAGUACGCGGCGAUCUUCAACUUCGGGGACUCCCUCGUGGACGCCGGGAACCUGGUCGUGGAUGGCAUCCCGGACUACCUCGCCACGGCGCGGCUGCCGUACGGGAUGACCUACUUCGGGUACCCGACCGGGCGGUGCUCCGACGGCCGCCUCGUCGUCGACUUCAUCGCGCAGGAGGUGGGGCUGCCGCUGCUGCCGCCGUCGAAGGCGAAGAACGCGACGUUCCACCGCGGCGCCAACUUCGCCAUCACCGGCGCGACGUCGCUGGACACGCCGUACUUCCAGGGGCGCGGGCUGGGGCACACGGUGUGGAACUCCGGCUCGCUGCACACCCAGAUCAAGUGGUUCCAGGACAUGAAGGCCUCCAUCUGCAAGUCCCCGCAAGAGUGCAGGGACCUGUUCCGGCGGUCGCUGUUCAUCGUAGGGGAGUUCGGCGGCAACGACUACAACUCGCCGCUCUUCGCGUUCCGGCCGCUGGAGGAGGUGCACACCUUCAUCCCGGACGUCGUUGACUCCAUCGGCAAGGGCAUCGAGAAGCUGAUCGAGGAAGGGGCGGUGGAGCUGGUGGUGCCGGGGGUGCUGCCGAUCGGGUGCUUCCCGGUGUACCUCUCCAUCUUCCGGAAGCAGCCGGAGAUGUACGGCGGCCGGAGCGGCUGCAUCAGGGACCUCAACACGCUGUCCUGGGUGCACAACGUCGCGCUGCAGCGGAAGAUCGCCGAGCUCCGGCUCAAGCACCCCGGCGUCCGCAUCAUGUACGCCGACUACUACACGCCGGCGAUCCAGUUCGUCCUCCACGCCGAGAAAUACGGGUUUCUGAGGCAGACGCCCCGGGCGUGCUGCGGGGCGCCGGGGGUCGGGGAGUACAACUUCAACCUGACGUCCAAGUGCGGGGACCCGGGGUCGUACGCGUGCGACGACCCCUCCAACCACUGGAGCUGGGACGGCAUCCACCUCACCGAGGCGUCCUACGGCCACAUCGCCAAGGGCUGGCUCUACGGGCCGUUCGCCGAGCCGCCCAUCCUCGGCGACCGCCACCGCUGAUCCUUCGUUUGCAUAAUGCAUAUAGUGUUAAUGACACCUUCUUCAUAUAUACUUUCUGGAUGGAGUGUUUUUAGAUGGGGAUUUGGGGAGGUAAAUUAAAAGGGAUAGCAAAACGGAGGGACAGGGAUACAGACAGAGACGGGAUGGUGUUGUGUUUUGUUCAGGUUAGAUGGGUGGCUGGGGGAAUUGGGGAUGUGUUGUUUUAAUGUAAGCAUUUUGGGGUGGCAUGGUGUGGGUGUGUGUGUAUUUUGUUUGUUGGCUCAACGUAGGGAGUAGCUGUAAUUCCUAUUCCUUGAGAAAUCAAAAUUGCUCUCAUAUAAAUAUAUAGCACCAUUUGUUCU
Molecule: messenger RNA, 1601 nt
Organism: Oryza brachyantha (malo sina)
Lineage: Eukaryota; Viridiplantae; Streptophyta; Magnoliopsida; Poales; Poaceae
Product: GDSL esterase/lipase At5g45910-like
Exons: 5
Coding region: 142-1260 (372 amino acids)
Molecular function (GO): hydrolase activity, acting on ester bonds
Source: RefSeq, a predicted model, not a curated record